UCAAGGUAGAACGCGAGCAAUUAUGCUUUUGAAUGUACGUGAUAGAGAAAGUUUAUACUUUGCAAAAGAAAUUUGGGAGGUACAUAUACAUGAUGUUAUCAAGAUCUAGACUUCUAGAUGCUCGUGGAAUUCCCGUAUUCAGGAUUUUUGAUUUCUCAGGGGCUGAUUAGACUCGAGCUCGAAUCAAUCCAGACCACCCGAAGAAUGGCAAUGCAUGCAAGCAGGAAGAGGACAAAGCAAAAUGUGUGGUACGUCACGAUACAUUUAUGGAGUACAGCACACAUUGUAGGUAACACGUCCAUCUUUCACUACCUACGUGAAGGAAGGCGCCUUCCUGAGUCAACACUACUUUUCAUCCGACAUCUCGCCUUGUGCCUGGUAGAAACACGUUGAGGUUGUCUGUCACUCAACUUAGAGACAUCGCCAUAGCUUUGUGCUCACUACAACAGAAAGACACCACUAGGCAUUCUUCACACGUG
This is a messenger RNA of Mollisia scopiformis, 479 nucleotides long. RefSeq lists its product as uncharacterized. The record is from RefSeq and is a predicted model, not a curated record. The coding region runs from base 118 to 393 and encodes 91 amino acids. Lineage: Eukaryota; Fungi; Ascomycota; Leotiomycetes; Helotiales; Mollisiaceae. The transcript has a single exon.